Erigeron canadensis is the source of this 740-nucleotide messenger RNA. RefSeq lists its product as uncharacterized. Lineage: Eukaryota; Viridiplantae; Streptophyta; Magnoliopsida; Asterales; Asteraceae. Gene Ontology annotation, biological process: proteasome assembly. The record is from RefSeq and is a predicted model, not a curated record. The transcript has 7 exons. Bases 119 to 499 code for a protein of 126 amino acids.
GGAGAGUGGAGCAUAAUCUUUCCUUUGUUCCCCUUGUUACUAAUUUACAAAGAAAAGAGUAAAAACUCAAAUAAGAAGAGCAGCCAGAAUCUUGCCCCUUUCCCGUGUUGUUACUUCAAUGGAUUAUGAUUCUUCAACCUCUUCUUUCCCUCUUCGCCACAAAAAAUUCUCCCUCCAUAUAAAGGAAAUUAAAACUGAUAUAGUCAUUUCUAGCCAUGAUGAUCAAAUUAUGGUUAUCGCUACUCAGAUUGGGACUAUGGGGACCAUAAUGCACGCAAGGAAGGAAGAAGGGAUGCUAAAUAGUCCUACCUUCAAUGUAUCUGUGAUAUUUGGUAAACGAGAUGAGCCAAUGCUACUAGCAUGUGCUCGCCAGCUUAUUGAACAUAUAAGUAAUUCUGGCUCUUCAAAACCGUUGACACUCUCACUUGGACUCAAAGACCAUUCUAUGGAAACUCUUAAAGGAAUUGUUUCCGCUGUGAUUGAGAACCGAUUGUGGUAGAUGAUACUUGCUUCUAACAAACAAUUUAAGGAUGCUCAGGAUUGAUCUCUGUCGAUAUACAUGGACCACAUAUCACUGGGAAGAUGGUUGGUGAAAUAAUAGAGUAAUCUGGGGUUUUCUUGGUUAAGUGGAAAUGAUUGUGUAAUUCAAUAUUGCAAUGUUUAAAGCAACUCACUCGGAUACAGAAACUAUUGGCUGAAUUCUUGCAAUUGAAUGCACUGAUCUGAUGGCUCUUUCAGCA